AUGGUUAGGAAAAUAAAAGACGGUCUUCUUAUUGAAACUGUGUCUCCAGGACAAGCUAGAAAAUUGUUAAGUGUAACCAGAUUUUGUGAUAUGGAGGUAGAAGUACUUCCACAUAACACAAUGAAUUACUCAAAAGGAAUAAUUUACUGUCCGGAUCUUUUAAAUUGCACAAUCGAGGAAAUACAAGAAGAGUUAGUAAACCAAAAUGUAAUAGCUGUUUAUAGAAUAAAAUCUAAGAAAGACGGUCAACUUGUUGAUACGCCAAAUCAUGUACUUACGUUUAAUACCACUAUCCUACCUAAAAAUGUGAAAGUCGCCUUUUAUUCACUUAACGUCAGACUGUUCGUGCCAGCUCCCCUACGUUGUUUUCGUUGCCAACGAUUUGGGCACACAUCAGUGAAAUGUGAAAAACCCCAAGUUUGUAUAUGUGGAAAACCGUUACAUACAGGAAGUCCCUGCACACCCCCCAUUAGGUGUGUUAAUUGUGAAGGUACUCACUCAGCAAGAUCUAAAGAUUGCCCUAUAUAUAAACAGGAAUUCGCUAUCCAAGAAAUAAAAGCUAAAGAAAAUAUCUCGUAUUUUGAUGCUAAAAGAAAAGUUGCUGCUAAAACCCCUAGACCCAAUAUUAGCUACUCCCAAGCAAUUCGUCCACCAGCGCCUGCAACAAUUAAUAUCAACGAUCUUGUUCAAUCCCUUAUUCCCCACCUUGUCAAAGCUAUCAGCCACCUAUUUUUACCGCCCCCUGCUACGCCCCAUAAUCUUCCACCCUACCCGAUAGCCCGAUCCUAUGAUGAAUCAGACAGACAGUCAAUCUCAAAAAGAAGGAAAUCUGACAGUUCUGACAUUGAAUCAAUAGCAUCCAGUGUCAACGUGUCAACAUUUUUAGCUACUAGCUACAAAGUCGCAUAUCGAGUUGCUAAAGCAGGGAAACCACAUACAAUUGCCAAAAAUCAUAUUUUGCCAGCAGCACUUGAUAUAGUUGAAAUUAUGAAUAAACGAAUGGCCAAGGAUAUUCAAGAACAAGUAGUCGAAAAAUUAAAGAACAGCCAACAUUUUGGUUUGCAGUUUCACGAAUUUACAGAUGUUUCCGACUGUGCACAGUUUGUAGAGAAACUUUUGACAUGCUUUCCAGAUUUUCACUCUGAAGCUGACAAUGGGCGUAGAUGGAUUUUAAACCAUUUUUUGGACAAAUCAAUAAAUCUGGCUGAUGUCACCACAAAAAUGAAAGAAUGUCUUCUAGAUUUAGCUGCUGAUGGCAUUCUUAAAAUGGAAUUUUAUUCGCAAAGUGUCUACGUAUUUUGGUUGAAAAGAAAACACGAAUAUCCAGAGCUGGCAAAGGAAGCUCUUAAAUUAUUAGUAGCAUUCGCCACUUCAUACUUGUGUGAACUGACAUUUUCUUCAAUGGUAGACAUUAAAACUAAAAAGAGAAAUAGACUGCAAUUAGAAAAUGAUUUGAUUAUUAACGUUUCAAAAGUUGCACCACAAUUUAAUAAACUUUUGAAAAAUAAAAAAGCACAUCCUUCUCACUAA
Messenger RNA from Psylliodes chrysocephalus, 1530 nucleotides. Lineage: Eukaryota; Metazoa; Arthropoda; Insecta; Coleoptera; Chrysomelidae. The record is from the annotation of a GenBank genome assembly.